Pieris brassicae (large cabbage white) is the source of this 1504-nucleotide messenger RNA. RefSeq names its product farnesyl pyrophosphate synthase 2-like. Gene Ontology annotation, biological process: trans, trans-farnesyl diphosphate biosynthetic process. The record is from RefSeq and is a predicted model, not a curated record. NCBI's taxonomy places the organism in Eukaryota, Metazoa, Arthropoda, Insecta, Lepidoptera, Pieridae. Bases 252 to 1415 code for a protein of 387 amino acids. Gene Ontology annotation, molecular function: dimethylallyltranstransferase activity; (2E,6E)-farnesyl diphosphate synthase activity. Gene Ontology annotation, cellular component: cytoplasm. The transcript is spliced from 6 exons.
ACAAUUUCGAUUUUAGACUUCAGUUUUCACGGCCAAUGUCGUUUUAAAUGUUGUGUAGUUAUCUUCUUAGUACCGAAUAAAUUAUAAAUAUUCACGAACAUUACAUUUAAUAAAUGACACAGACAACCUCUUGGAUUAAUAAUUGUUUUUUCGUUUUAUUAGACACUUUCGUCGCCAGUUUGAGGGAACUUUGUCCUAGAUAGAGUAGUUGGCUAGUGAAAGUGGUUGGCGCGCAUCAUAAAAUUUUAAAAAUGAAUUCGUGUACAAGAAUGUGGAAGAUAUGGAAUGGGCUUACUAGAACUUUACCCAAACCUAUAAAAAAAUAUCCUUUAGCUAAGCUGUGCAGUAGCAUGAGCACCAAUGCAUCAAUACCAGAAUACAAACGAGAAAUGGAAACAUUUCAAGACGUAUAUCCUAGUAUUAUUGAGACCAUAAGCAAAAAUCCAGGCCUUCAUGAUAACCCAGAUGUUAAUGCAUGGAUAAAAAAGUUGUUAGACUACAACUUGCACGGUGGUAAAAAAUCCAGAGGCUUGGCAACUAUAUUUGCAUACGAGAUGCUUGAGAAGCCACAAAAUAUUACUCAAGAAUCUCUUCGCUUAGUAAGAGUUCUGGGAUGGUGUGUAGAGAUGUUACAAGCAUACUUCCUGGUAAUGGACGAUAUUAUGGACGCGUCGUUAACGCGAAGGGGAGUUCCAUGUUGGUACCGUCUACCCGAGGUCGGUAUGGGCGCAAUCAACGAUUGCAAUUUAGUCCAGGCCGCUAUGUACAAUGUAUUAAAGCAAUAUUGUGAAAAAUUACCUACAUAUAACAAUAUUGUGCAUCUGUUCAAUGAGACGUUAUUCUAUACGGCCAUAGGCCAGCACUUGGACUUUUCUAUGGCACACAGAGUGAAAAGCGAUUAUAGUCUGUUCACACCCGAACGGUACAGUGCUAUCGUGACCUAUAAAACCGCAUACUACACGUUCAAAAUGCCGGUGUUUUUGGGAAUGCUUGUGACGGAAGAUGUACCGCGGCACACACAUCAGACGGCCGAGAAGCUAUGUUUGGAUUUAGGUUAUUUAUUUCAAAUGCAGGACGACUACAUAGACUGUUUCGGUGCUGAGCACCUAACAGGCAAAGCAGGAACCGAUAUCCAAGAAGGGAAAUGCUCAUGGCUGGCCGUCCAAGCUUUGCAACGAUUAUCUGAACCGCAGCGCAAAGUGUUCAUAGCGUGCUAUGGAAGCCACGAACCAGCCCAUGUCGAACGAGUAAAACGACUCUACCAAGAACUUGGUAUAUCAGAACUAUACCGGCGAGAAGAAAAACAACGAUACGAUGCGAUAGUCCAACGCUCGCAAACAUUCCUUCCUGAUUCAGGGAAUAUGCCUGAUUUGUUCAUGAAACUGCUAGAACUAACUUAUGAUAGAAAGAAAUAAUUUUGCAUUUUUGAAACUACCCUCAGUUACGGCCUAUAUUGGCAUAGUGUUGUUGUCAUCGUUUUCGAAUACAUAAUCAAAACGAAAAU